Molecule: messenger RNA, 1119 nt
Organism: Brugia malayi
Lineage: Eukaryota; Metazoa; Nematoda; Chromadorea; Rhabditida; Onchocercidae
Gene: Bma-istr-1
Exons: 9
Coding region: 1-1119 (372 amino acids)
Biological process (GO): protein transport
Source: RefSeq, a predicted model, not a curated record
AUGUCGAUCAGCUGGGGGACACAGUACUCGAAGCUGAAAACGAAUCUUCGUUUGGCAAUUAAUCGUUUAAAAUUAUUGGAGAAGAAGAAAAGUGAGAUGGCACUAAAAUCACGCACCGAAAUUGCUGAUUUCAUUGCAAACCGCAAGGAAGACCGUGCUCGUAUUAGAGUAGAACAUAUUAUAAGAGAGGAUUUUCUUGUCGAAGCAUACGAAUUGCUGGAAAUGUACUGUGAUCUUAUUCUAGCACGAUUUGGUCUCAUACAACAAAUCAAGCAUCUUGAUGAUGGGAUUGCUGAAGCAGUAAUUAAUAUUAUUUGGGCUGCUCCUCGUGUGGCAACAGAUGUUAGUGAAUUCAAGGUGAUUAAUGACCAGCUAACUAUGAAAUAUGGCAAAACCUUUGCUGAAGCAGCGCGUAAUAACCAGUUAGAAUUUCCUGCCAAAGUAUCACCAAAGCUGAUAGCCAAGCUAAGUGUACAAGCACCUCCAAAACUUUUAGUGGAGCGAUACAUGAUUGAAAUUGCAAAGUGUGCAGGAAUACCAUUCACUCCCGACCCAAAUAUUAUGCGCGAAGAUGAAGUUACUGCUGCUGAACAAAUGUUGAUCGAUUUUAAAAAUCAUGGCGGACAAGGUUAUGGUUGGAUGUAUCCCGAUGACAUCGUUUCAAAUAGUAAAAAGCCACCUUCUUCACCGACAAAUAAAGGAUCUGGAUACUACCCGGGGCCGCUACCCCCCCCUGCGGGGUUUAAAGAUGCUUUCGAUGAGGGAGGUAUUCCAGCUUCUGCACCAGUAUCACUCGUAAAUAAUUAUAAAGCUUGUAAUUAUCCUUGCUUGAAUCAGGUCGAUGAUUCAUCAGGGAACAUUAAAAUCAAGCCGAAUACAUCACCAGGUCUCCCGUCGGCUCCUCCCACAGAUGCUCAUCCGCUACCUUCAAAAAUGAAUCAUAAUACUACACCAGAGUUCCCAGAACCACCAAACGAUUUACCCGGAAUGUUGGAUUCAGCAUCGUUCCCAUCAGCGAAAACUAGUGAUGAACAACAGUCAGGUGGUGAUAAUGAUGAACUUGAUUUUGAUGAUUUAGCGAGGCGUUUUGAUAUGCUAAAGAAGAAAAAUGCCAAAUAA